AUGGUAAAUCAGACCAAUCUAUAUGCAACCCAAGUUUUGUUCGAAGCUGAGGAUGUGAGUAGAGAAUCAAGGUUACAUCGUUGGGUUCCAACCGAUAAAGGUAGAACUAUUGUUGCCGAUAAUUACUACACCAGUCUCGAGCUAGCGAAUAUACUUUUCGACCAUAAGACACAUUAUAUUGGUACACUAAGAGCAAAUCGGCGAGGCAAUCCAAAAGAAGUUAUUCUGAAAAAACUAAAGAAAGGCGAAAUUUUUGGGCUAGAAAAUGGCAGAGGUGUGUGUGUGCUGAAGUGGAAGGACAAGAGAGAUGUCCUUCUUCUAUCCACUAAGCAUACCACCGAAACCGUAGAUGUUCAACGACGUACUGGUAUUGUCAAAAAGCCACGAGCAGUGAUGGAAUACAAUGAAGCCAAGUCGUCGAUUGACCAAUCUGACCAAAUGGCAAGCUACCAUUCACCUGUAAGGAAGUCUCUAAAGUGGUAUCGAAAACUUGCCAUUGAGUUCCUCUUGGGCACAGCGCUUGUAAAUGCACACAUAGUUUAUAAUCUGCUAGCAAACAAAAAAUUGAAGAUUCCAGAAUUUAGAGAAGAAGUAAUUAGGUCUCUUUUUACGGAUCACGGCGAUGCAGGGGAACUUGAUGUACGUCAGGAAAAAAUAACCAAGAAGACAGCCAAAAUCCAUACAUUGUGCAGGAAAGAAGGUCAAUUUGACAAAGUGAGAAAGUACUGUAAAGGGUGUUAUGCCAAGAAAUUGCGAGGAGAAAUAACUAAAAACUGCGUGAAGAAAGUUGUAACUUUCUGUGGAGUGUGUGACGAUCAGCCACAUUUUUGUCUGAACUGUUUCAAUACCACUCAUGCAAAGUAA
Acanthoscelides obtectus is the source of this 864-nucleotide messenger RNA. The record is from the annotation of a GenBank genome assembly. NCBI's taxonomy places the organism in Eukaryota, Metazoa, Arthropoda, Insecta, Coleoptera, Chrysomelidae.